Anopheles stephensi (Asian malaria mosquito) is the source of this 2974-nucleotide messenger RNA. Its product is annotated as probable G-protein coupled receptor Mth-like 11. Bases 1001 to 2341 code for a protein of 446 amino acids. The transcript is spliced from 7 exons. Gene Ontology annotation, biological process: G protein-coupled receptor signaling pathway; cell surface receptor signaling pathway. NCBI's taxonomy places the organism in Eukaryota, Metazoa, Arthropoda, Insecta, Diptera, Culicidae. The record is from RefSeq and is a predicted model, not a curated record. Gene Ontology annotation, cellular component: membrane. Gene Ontology annotation, molecular function: G protein-coupled receptor activity.
AGCUGAAAAUGGCUAGAAAAAGAACGAAACGAAAGAUAACUUUCUUGUAAUAUCACGAUCAAAAGUUAUCUAGCAGUGUGCUGCGCCCUAUUAUGCUGGCAGGUGCAGAUGCUAUAAUACACCCGGCUGCAAGCUCCGGGAAGUGGAAAGGGACACUAGAAGACGCCUGGGGACUCUCGGCGGAGUUUGUGUGAUUUGUUCGGGGCCGAAAUAACAACCGUCGGUCGAGUUCACCGUCAGUAGCACCGGCAGUAGUGCGAAAGGAUUUCGGAACAAUUAUCUGCACGUUUUGCUAUGCGGAUAGUGCUUGCGGAUACUCGAUUGCGGUGGACAAGUUUUAGAAGAAAAGAAAGAAAAUGUUAGUUCAAUGUCAGCUUCAGCAACUUUCAACGACGGAUCCAAAUCUCGUACAAUCACUCUUAUUUGAUUAGAAAUCCGUUAGCAAGUAUGUGCAAUAGAAAAGCUAAAGGCAAAAUACACGCUUUGCCGUUUGCUCCUCACGCCCAGGACGCCAGAACGGGUGUGGAUCAGAUUUCUAAAUCUACUACCUACCUCCAACAGAAACCGAGGGCCAACAGUGGAAGUGUGCAUUGUGCAACUUGGGUGAAGCGGUGAAAGAGAGAGAGAGAGCGAGACAGAUGGUCCACAAGUGCAGUGCAAAAUGAAGUCCAGUGAUUAUAUGCGCCACAAGUGUUGAAAGCAGCGGAAGUGAAAAACGAAAACGGAAAAGGAUACCCGCGAGGUAAUAAAAACGGAAGGCGAGUGUUCUUGGUAUAGCAAAAGAGACGUAAGUAAACGACACGAAGCCGUGUCGUUUAAAUGAAGGAAGUGAAAUUAGUGCCAAGUGUUGGGCAGCCGGGUCGGUGAAAAUUGGCGUAACAACUCGGGUGGAGAAAGUGCACACUGUUGCGUGUGUCCCUUGGGGUGUGUGGUGUACAGCAGGAUAGCGAUACUUUGAAAAGUUCGUUGGCUAUCCUCCCACUGCCUGUGGAUAGAAGAUAUGGUCAGGCUGCCACGUGACAGUAAAGUGAUGCUCAGGACAAUGGCAUUGGUGACGUUGGUCCUGGCCGUGGUGGUGCUCGGUGCAGGCGGUAUGGUUGCCGCUGAGCUGGUGACAACCAACGACCAGAAGGCUAACCAGUGUUGCCAGGAAUCGUACGUGGUGGACGGCAAGCAACAGCGGUGUCUCCGCACCGACGGUAAUUACACAACGGAAAUGCACCUCAACUGUACCCACAGCUACAUGAUCUACCGCGAGAUCGAACAGGAGGUGUACGUGGAUGAGACCGGGAGUCUGGUCGAUGGCCAGUACCGGAUCCAGCGCAAUGACUUCUGUGUGGCGCACACCCUGGAUUCCCAGCACACCUUACCCCAAGCAGAAGGGGAAGGCAUGCAACCGGUGUUUGUGGUGUGCUUUAACAUGGCCAACAUGGAGACGGUAGCCACGAUGCUCGUCAGCAAAGGCAUCAUGAUGCUGAUCUCCGUCUUCUUUCUGCUCGUCACACUCUACAUCUACUACACCAUCCCGGAUCUGCGGGAAACGCAGGACAAAGUAACGUCGGCGGCCGUCGCCAGUCUAGCGGUGUUUAUGUUCCUGCUCAGCCUGGUCCAGCUGUGGGGGUCCCUAACGCACACCCCCUUCUGCACGGUCAUAGCGUUCCUGAUGUACUUCUUCCUCAACAGCUAUUUCGCCUGGUUGAACAUGGUCAUGGCUAACGUAUGGAAAUUGACAGUUGCACGCCGAUGGAAGAUCAGAGAGCGAUCCUGGUACAUCCUGAACCACAUCUACGCCACCACGGUCGCCGUGACGUUAACGACCAUGGUCUACAUUUAUCACAGCCGGUAUCCGACCCUUGGCGAGGUCUCCUGCUGGUUCCGUACCGAACGGGAGCAGUCCUACUUCGUCUAUUUACCGCUGAGCGUGAUGCUGAGCAUCAACAUUUUCCUCUUCGUCUGGACGAGCCUUUAUCUGCAUGCGAGUGGUGACGACAUUAGCCAGGACCGGAAGAAAUCGCUCCGAUACAAGUGCAUGCUGUACUUGAAGCUGUUCCUGCUGUCCGGCCUCAUCUGGGUGUUUGAGAUUUUGUCGUUCCACAUGAGCGAAGGUUUGGUGCCACAGUCCUGGUUUUGGAUUAUCGUCGACGCAGUCAACUGCCUGCACGGGGUGCUAAUCUUCUUCGUGCUGAUCGUGUGGCGGCAGCGCAUCAAGCGCGAGCUGGCCAACCGGCGGUUGUUCUGCUUCCGGGCACCGGCACGCUGGGCCGAACUGAAAGACGACGAGCAGGAGCAUCUGCACGAGGAAGGUCGCGAUACGGGCAAGUAUGAUCUUAUCAUCAAGUAAACAACAGAACCUUACGAAAUAGCGCAACCCCAUCGAAACACCACCGUUGGACCCAUCGUUGAGACACCUGCCAUCUGGCAGCGAGGUGUUCUCGACAUACGCACCUACCAUCACCGGUGACCUCAUUCAUAAAGGGUUAGGUAGUGAACGCUGGAGUCGUUAGAUAGGGAGAGAGAGAUAGAGAAACCCCGGCGCGUGUAUUCCGCGGAAACGUGCGCACAGUCCGGAUGACCAUCAUUUUACACCCAAGCGGUUUCCCAAACGAGAACCCAUCGAACAUGUGGAGAUGAUAUUUAUCGCAUUCGUAUCGGUGAUUCAGCAAACACAUAUAGUUACGAGCAAAAUUGUUAAGCGUAGAUUUACGUCUAGAAUUAGGUGCAAUGUUGCAAACGUUGAUGAAUUUAUACUGUACACAGAAAUAUAUAUAGAGAGAGAGGGACAGUGAAACUAGUUAUUGCAAUUGCGUCAGGAGUUACUUUAUCCAUUUUGCUACUGCUGCCUUGCUACCUCCCCACUGCACCGUGUGCGGUGGCGAGACUGAGGUGAUGCCUAAGUCUGUUAAUGAAUUUAUACACGGGCCAACUGAUGCCGGUUAGAUAAUGCGAAAAGUUUGAACUACAAUAAACUUUUAAA